ACCGCAGAGGCAAAACACUAGGCGGGAGUAGCGCUCAUAAUGGUAUGAUUUUUAAUCGGGGUAAUAGUCGUGGUUAUGACGAGUGGGCCAAUACGUACGGCGCCGUCGGUUGGAGUUAUAGGGAUGUGUUGCCGGUGUUCAGGGAGUGGGAGAACAAUACAAAUGCUACUAUUGUUAACAAUAAUCCUGGAUAUCACGGAACUCAUGGUCCAAUUGAGAUAACUUCACCACAAAAUGCUGAUAAAAUCAUUUCAAUUAUUGGUGAAUCUGCUGUUGAGUUGGGGUUUAAUUAUACAGAUAUUAAUGGCCCAAAUCAGAUCGGGUUUAUGGACACCGAGUCGUUUGUUACAACACAAGGUUUCAGAUCGGGAACGGGUAAUGUGUUUAUAGACCCGAAUCCACACCCAAAUAAUCUUCAUAUAGUGUGCAAAGCAUUGGUCUCUAAAAUACUGUUCAAUGGGUUGACAGCCAUUGGCGUCGAGUUUAUAGUGAAUGACAUCUCGUAUACGGUUUACGCCAACAGAGAAGUCAUUGUUUCCGCCGGUGCAAUAAAUACGCCACAAAUUUUAAUGUUGUCGGGAAUUGGACCCAGACAACAUCUGGAAAAUGUUGAUAUACCAGUGUUGUUAGAUUUACCGGUGGGUGACAACUAUGAAAGCCACCCAAACCUCGGUCUGACUGUUAAUAUAAGGCCUGAAUACUCUUAUUUAAUUAACAAGCCACCAGAAUUAAACGUAAAGCAACUUGGUGAACUGUAUUAUAACAAGAGUGGGCCACUGGCCAGGCAUAAUAACGCCGUAAUAAUAUAUAGCACACAACAUAAUUGGGACAAACAGUGGCCAAACGUCAAUUUAUUUAUGAAACCUGUUGCUGGCACAAUAGUGACCACGUCCAAUUUAGUCAGAAUCAAGAGUAAGGGCACAAUAAGGUUGCAGUCGACUGACCCGAUGACCUCUCCCUUAAUUAACCCAAAAUGGUUGGACGAUGUUGAUGAUUUUAUAAACUUGCUAGAUGCGGCCAAAAUGCAGUUUUAUAUAUUUGAACGGACACAAUUAGCACAAUAUAUACAACCCUUGCCGUCAUUCGCCUCCAUCGGGUGUCCCGUCUGUCCGCUCAGACGAUAUAUGUAUGAAUGCGUUGAGGGCUUGAAGUGUUAUAUCCGUUAUAACACUCACACAGCCUUUCAUUCAGCGGGCAGUUGUCGUAUGGGAGCGAUAGAGAGGCCGGACGUUGUGGUCGACCCCCAGUUGAGGGUUAAGGGNGCGGGCAGUUGUCGUAUGGGAGCGAUAGAGAGGCCGGACGUUGUGGUCGACCCCCAGUUGAGGGUUAAGGGGGCCAACAAUCUAAGGGUUUGCGACGCCUCUGUGUUUCCCGUUAUACCCAACGCCAACACCGCCUCCGCCUCUAUAACUGUGGGCUAUAAAUGCGCGCAAUUUAUUAAAGAUUAUUAUCAUUUAAAA
Medioppia subpectinata is the source of this 1460-nucleotide messenger RNA. NCBI's taxonomy places the organism in Eukaryota, Metazoa, Arthropoda, Arachnida, Sarcoptiformes, Oppiidae. The record is from the annotation of a GenBank genome assembly.